CCUCCUGCCUAAGGAUCUCCUGCAGAGAGCUGCAACAAUGCCCAAAAGAAAGGCUGCAGGUGAUGCAAGUCAGGAGCCAAAGAGAUCAGCCACUGCUAUGCCUGUGCCCUUUACACCAGAGGUGAAACCUAAGAGAACAUCAACUCCAAGGAAACUGAAGACCACAAAUGUUGUAGUGGAAGAAAACAAAGAUGUGGGUGCCAUAACAAUUCCUGAAACCAACGAAGAUGUUAAAGAAGAGGGCAAUGUGGAAAAUGUUGAAAAUGGAGAAGCCAAGAUUAUUGAGGCACCCAUUCCUAAAAUGGAAACUGAGGAAAUAAAGGAACAGAGGAAUGAAGAUGCCAAAGACGGAGGAGAAAAGAAAGAAGCUGUGGCCGCAGAAGGAAAAGAUGAACCGGAAGAAAAUGUCCAAAAUAUAGAGAAAGAUGAAGAUGGGAAAGUGGAUAAAGAUAAAGGUGAGGAGGUAAAAGAUGGAAAUAGGGAAGAAAUCCUAGAAGAGAAGACAGAUUCAGCAGAAAGUGAGAAUGUAAAAGAGUACAAAGAUGAUGAAGAGAAAGAGGGUGAUGGAAAAGAAGAUGACAAAGUGCAAGGAGAUGGGAAGAAGGAAGAAGAGAAAGAUGACAAGGAAGAGAAAGCUGAAGUGGAAGAAGAAGUAAAAGAACAGAAAGAGGAAAAAGAAGACGAAGCUGGAAAAUGCGAAGAAGAGGAAAAUGAGGAAGAUGGAAAGGAAGGCCAGAGUGAGGAAGAUGGAAAGGAGAAAGAUGUUGGAAAAGAUGAAGAUAGAAAGGAGGAAGAAGGAAAAGAAAAAAGAGGUUGCAGGGGAAGGAAAUGA
Messenger RNA from Phodopus roborovskii (desert hamster), 832 nucleotides. Its product is annotated as high mobility group nucleosome-binding domain-containing protein 5-like. NCBI's taxonomy places the organism in Eukaryota, Metazoa, Chordata, Mammalia, Rodentia, Cricetidae. Gene Ontology annotation, molecular function: nucleosomal DNA binding. Gene Ontology annotation, cellular component: chromatin; nucleus. Gene Ontology annotation, biological process: chromatin organization. The record is from RefSeq and is a predicted model, not a curated record.